This is a messenger RNA of Caenorhabditis remanei, 1407 nucleotides long. RefSeq lists its product as uncharacterized. The record is from RefSeq and is a predicted model, not a curated record. Gene Ontology annotation, cellular component: cytoplasm; nuclear membrane. The coding region runs from base 1 to 1407 and encodes 468 amino acids. Lineage: Eukaryota; Metazoa; Nematoda; Chromadorea; Rhabditida; Rhabditidae. Gene Ontology annotation, biological process: protein import into nucleus. The transcript is spliced from 10 exons.
AUGCAUUUAAGACCCGUCAUUCCAUGGAUUCUACAAUUCGCCACAGAUCCUCGAUUCGCUUAUCAUGUUGCCGUGUGCUUCGAUCGGAUCACAGCGAAAUGCGCGGGUCCAAUGAUGCAACUGCUUCCUCAGUUAUUCUCACUCAUUUCCGUACUCGAACAGACGACAACGAACGGAAUCAAAGUGGAGGAGGCGAUAUGCUCACUGACGAGAGCAGUCUCCACGAUUAUUUCGAAAUUGCCGGCAGAGGAGGCCGUCGUCGCAAUGCAACAACUCUGUGAACCAAUUAUUAGGAAUUUGAAUCGUUCAACUGACGCCACAGAAGCCACCCAUCCGCCGUCAUCUUCCUCUUCCAACAACAAUAACAAUUCGUCCGCUUCAAAUGGAGCCAAUAAGGAGAAUGAGGGAGGACUGUUCAAGGGGAAAUCGUACGAAUCGUGGGCGUCACUCGCCACUCGACCCAUUCUUUGGAUUGAUCGAUGCGCUUUUGUGUUCAAAGACAUAUGGUCACCAAACGGUCAUCCAUCGUCUCCACAACAACCGUCUCCACUGCUUCCAGUCGCCGAGCAACUCAUCGGAGCACUUCUCAAAUCGUGUCGAAAAUUCGAAGGAACUCCACGUGUCAUUGAACAUUCGAUACGAUCGUGUCGACUCAUUUUCAGAGCUCUCGGACCACAGAGUCGACCGUUGGUUGGACCCGUCGUGGAAAUGAUGAUCGAAACGUAUCCGAAACACCGUCACUCAUCAUAUCUCUAUAUGGCAUCAGUGAUAGUCGAUGAGUACGGACAAUUGGAUGAGAUGAGACCAGGUCUACUUCAUAUGCUUGAUACACUCUCCCGUCACACAUUCCCACUGCUCGAAAACGGUGGAGCCGUCAACAAUCCGGACACCGUCGACGAUUUGUUCCGUUUGGCGCAACGAUUCACGAUGCGUGCGACGACGAUCUUCUUCACUCACUCAAUCUCUCAAAUGCUCUUCAUUCACGCCAUCUCGAAUCUUCGUUUGGAUCAUCCGGAUGCCAGUAAGAGUAUCACCAAAUUCAUUUUGGAGAUAUUGGCACAGUUGGCAGCCGCUAAAAAGACGAACUACUCGGAUGAUGGUGUGACGAGAGCCCAACUGAUCGUCGACAAUCAGGCUCAACACAUCACGUCGACUGCUCUUUGGAUGGCUCUUUUCAGUCAUUCCGGACAAAUUCGAAGAGAUAUGGCCGAUGUGAUCCUUCAAAUUGGGAAACACGAUCAGGAGAAGUUCAAGGAGAGAAUCGCUGUGGCAGUCCACUCGCUUCCCAACGAUCCGAUGAAGGCGACCGCCCAGCAACUGACGGAUUUUGUGAACAAUGUGGCGAGGGAAAGAGAACGUCACGCCGUCUUCAAUCACACCCGGGACCUUGCCAAGCUGUUCAUCUGA